Molecule: messenger RNA, 1224 nt
Organism: Acanthosepion pharaonis
Lineage: Eukaryota; Metazoa; Mollusca; Cephalopoda; Sepiida; Sepiidae
Source: the annotation of a GenBank genome assembly
AUGGUUCAAAACUCUCUCUUUUUUCAUUCACUUUUUCUUUCUCUAUUUUUUUCCCUUAAUCUCUCCACUCAUUUAACGGUCCUUUCGCUUACACACGAAGUUCACGUGAAUUUCUUUAUAUCUAUCUACUUAUUCCAAUUUUUUCAUAUCUAUCUAUCUAUCUAUCUAUCUAUCUAUCUAUCUAUCUAUCUAUCUAUCUCUCUAUCUAUCUACUUGCCCACCUAUUUUAAUACUUCACAUGUUCAAUUGGAGCCCGAAGUACUUACAUGCUGCGUUGUUUUAUUAGAGAGAGAGAAAGGAGAGAGAGCGUGUGCGAUCUAUCUAUCUAUCUAUCUAUCUAUCUAUCUAUCUAUCUAUCUAUCUAAAACUGUUCAUUAUCUAUCUAUCUAUCUAAGUUCAUUUAUAUCUAUCUAUCUAAGGCUGUUCUCCAUUUAUAUCUAUCUAAGUUCAUUUAUAUCUAUCUAUCUAUCUAUCUAUCUAUCUAUCUAUCUAUCUCCAAUUAUAUCUAUCUAUCUAUCUAUCUAUCUAUCUAAAACUGUUCAUUAUCUAUCUAUCUAUCUAAGUUCAUUUAUAUCUAUCUAUCUAAGGCUGUUCUUCAUUUAUAUCUAUCUAUCUAUCUAUCUAUCUAUCUAUCUAUCUAUCUAUCUAUCUCCGUCUGUUCAAAUCUAUCUAUCUAUCUAUCUAUCUAUCUAUCUAUCUAUCUAUCUCUUCAUAACUCAGCUACUUUCUUUCAUCUCAUGUUUUAUCUAUUUAUUUACCUAUCUCUGCUACUUUAUUUCUUUCAUCCUAUCUAUCUAUCUAUCUAUCUAUCUAUCUAUCUAUCUAUCUAUAUCAGUAUCUUCAUAUCUAUCUAUAUAUCUCAAUCUCUUCAUAUAUAUCUCUCUUUCUCAGAUACUUUCUUUCUCCCUAUCUGUCUACAAAUCUAUGUCAAUCCUUUCAUAUCUAUCUAUCUAUCUAUCUAUCUAUCUAUCUAUCUCUCUCUCUCUCUAUAUAUAUAUAUAUAUAUUAAUCCGCAUAUGUCUAUCCCCUAUCCGUAAACUUAAUUUUUGUUUUUAUUUUUUCGUAUAUCUUCUCUUUUUACUCAAUCCCUUUUUUUUCAUGAUCUACGUGUUACUUCUUUUUGGAAAUGUCUUCCUCUCUCUCUCUCUCUUUCUCUCUCUCUUUCUCUCUCUCAAUCUCUAUCUAUCUAUCUAUCUUCCAGCUUAUAUUUCAUUCCGAGCUUAA